Messenger RNA from Onthophagus taurus, 6063 nucleotides. RefSeq lists its product as uncharacterized. The record is from RefSeq and is a predicted model, not a curated record. Gene Ontology annotation, molecular function: intracellularly cyclic nucleotide-activated monoatomic cation channel activity; protein-containing complex binding. Lineage: Eukaryota; Metazoa; Arthropoda; Insecta; Coleoptera; Scarabaeidae.
AUGGUGAAACAAGUAAGAUUAGAUAACGACGAAUUAAAACGAUCGGAUUCCCGCGAUAUAGAAUCAAGCGAUUACAGCGUUACAUUUGAAACGGUACCAGAAGAAGAAGAAGAUUAUUUCACAAAAUUCAACACGUUAGCGGGAUGGCAAUCAAUUUUAUUGAUGCAAUUUCAAAUCCAAAUGAAAGCGGCAAUUUUAUUCAGUAUUUAUGUAACGUACAUUUACUCGAUGGUCGAGUUAGCAUACGCCUUCGGAUCGAAUAAAACGAUUUACAUCGAAUCGACACCCGGAAGAGAAGCAAUGAACAGCGUACUUUACACGGGCGAUGUGAUUUACGCCUUGGAUUGUUUGAGCAUGUUAAUUUUUAAGCGAGUGAAAUGGAAAGAAAUUGGUUAUCGUUAUAAAUCACGCCCAAAUUUCAUAUUAACCCUCGAAAUAAUUAGUUUGAUCCCAUUAGGACCAUUUUAUAGCACGAUGGUGAAACCAACAAUGAAAAUUUCGUCCGUUUUACGAUUACGAUACACUUUAAGAUUAGUUCGAUUGCAUUCAUUUUUUAUUGAAGCUAAAGAUUACGUUGGGAGAAAUUCGUAUCUUUUACACUUAUUUUUGUACGUCGCAUUUUCGGUGUUAUUAAUCGUUUUAUCAACAACGAUCGCUUACAUUCAUAAUUGUAACGAAGAUGGAUCUUGCAAUGAAGAACCUAAUUAUGAAAUUUACACGGAAUCUUUAUACGUAGCUUCGGCGAUUUGGACGUUCGUUGGUUGUACGAGCCAAACGAAAGAUUGGGUUUUGGAUAAUGUUUUGGUGGCGUUUAUUGGGUUUUUGAUGGUUUCCUUUUUUAAUGGGUAUUUCGUUUGUGGUAUUUUGAGGAAAAUUCGGGCGAAAUGUUGUUAUAUUAAUACGUGUAUGUGGCAGAAGAAAACGAUUGCGAUUUGGAAGAAGGAUUUUGUUAAGGAGUGGACUAGGUAUCAUAAGAAAUAUGAGGUUUUGAUGGAGGAUUACGCGGGGAUUUUGUGGGAACGAACUCGCGGGAUUUAUCCUUCUUUGUAUUUGUGGAAAUUUUUGCCCCCGAUUAUGUAUAAGGAGAUUUUUUUGGAUACUUGUUGGGUUCCUUUGAAACAUAGCCAUUUAUUUCGGAAUGAGGAGGUUUAUUUUUUGAGGUUGUUGUCGCAAAGGGUUGAGCAAAGAUUUUUUUGCCCCGGUGAGAUUAUUUAUAGACGGGAUAAAUAUAAGACUUGCAUGGUUUAUAUCGUUUCGGGGACCGUUGAUAUUUUAUCGGAGGAGGAUGGGGAAACCCCGAUUAUGUCUUUAUCGAGCGGGUCGUGUUUGGGGGAGUCGAGUAUUAUAAUAAGUUAUCCCUCAACGAGUACGGUGAUGAGCCGAGAUAUGUGCGAUGCGGUUAUUUUGCAUAAAAAGGAUUUUGUGCAAUUAUGUUUAUUGUAUCCGGAAAAAAUGAAGAGGGUUAUUUCGGUUAUUAAUUUGAGAUAUGUUUCGGCCCGCUCGUUUAAGAUCAUUUCGGAAUUUCAAUUUAACAACGUUGAGUAUGAAGAGAGAGUGGGGGUUUUGACGAUGAAGUGGUUAAAACAUACUUUAAGAUCGUUGCUAUUUAACGUUAGAAAAAUGGGGGAUUUAUUAAAUAGGAGGUAUUUAUCGAAAUUGGAAGAAAACGUUUUUUGCACGAAAUACUUGGAUUUAUUGGCCCAAGCGGAAGAUGAAGAUGUAAUAACCGACACGGUUUUUAUAAAAACCCAAUUUCCUUUUGUGUUUAGACCCAAUUCGGUUUUAACGAAGCUUUGGAACGCGAUCGUUUUAACUUUAUUGAGUUAUUUGUUGAUUUCGUAUCCGUGGUUUAUGGUUUAUUACAUCGAAGAUCGUUUAUUUUUCGAAAUAAGUUUCGGGGUGAUCAGUUUUUGUUGGAUAAUCGAUUUGUAUUUGCGAUCAUCGAUCGCGAUUAAAACGAAAUAUUACAAUUACAACACCGUUUCGGAUAUUUUGAUUCACAAUUUUUCGUCGUUUACGUAUUUGUUGGAUAUUUUCGCAGCGAUCCCUUGGGAGGUUAUUUUUUAUUUAAUCGAGGGGAAGUUAACCCAAAAUUAUAGCCUCUUAGCCUCGGCGAAUCGCUUAGUUAAAGUGUACAAACUCGAACAACUCUUUACUACGAUCAAAGUCGAAACGAACACUUUGGUUUUGUUGACGAUAACGAAAUUUUCGAUUUAUCUGAUUAUUUUUUGGUAUUAUUUCGCGGCGGUUUGUUUUAUGUUGGGGAGGUCUUCGAUGAAUUAUGAUGAUUUUAUGGGGUACGUCGAAAAAUUUGAUUCGAAUUCGACGUUGCAUCAAGUUUUUAUGUCGAUGUUUGGCGUGAUCGAGUUUUAUUGCGAUUUAGAUGUGGCCGGGUUUCCUUUCGCGAAAGGAACCGGCUCAAAAAUCGUUUUGAUCGCGUUCCAAUACAUCCUCGAAUGCUUCAAUAUCUGCUUCAUUGCGUAUUUAGCGGCGAUUGUGACGAUGAAUCGCAUCGAUAAGCACCGGAUGCAAGAAUACACCAACAACAUGGAAAUAACGAUGCAAUGUUACAAAUUAAACCCGGUUCUACAAAAACGCGUUUGGAGAUACAUCGAUUUGCAGUAUCGAGGUACUGGGAUUUAUUUUUUGAUUUCCGAUGAGAUUUUCGCGGAGAUUCCUAAAGAACUCGCGGUGGUUUCGCGUGGGAUUCAUUUGGGGGAUGUUUUAAAAAACGUCCCGUUAUUUUAUUACCUCGAGGAUAACGUAAUUUAUGAAAUAGCGAACGUUGCGAUGGUUCAUUUGGUUCCUGAGAAUGAGGUGAUUGUGCAAAUUGGGGAAUUCGUCCCGGAAAUUUAUAUUUUAAUCCAAGGGGUGUGUCGCAUGGAGAAUUUUCGGGGCGAAUACAAACUUAUCGAGCAAAAUGAGACUUUUAACGCGCUCGAAGCUUGUUUGGACGUGAAAUCUUUGGUGACGAUUCGUACUGAAACGCCGUGUUCUUUGGUGACGAUUUCGAUACAAAAUUUAAAGGCGGUUUUGUUACAAUUUAAGUUGAAUUAUGACCAUUUAGAGACUGCGAUUAAUUCUUAUCCGUAUUGGUCGAGUGUUGUUAAGGUUUACCCGAAGAUAACUAAAAUAAUCGGUGAGAAAAAAUUGGUUAAAAAGGAAUACAAGUAUUUUGGGUACUUUUUAAAAAAACGAACCAAGAAAUACGCCGCUUAUAAAGAGGGGUUCACCCCAAAAACGGCGAUUUUUAAACCGUUCCUUUUAAGAAUCGUCUUCUCAAACAACGGGAAAUUCGUGUAUUAUUGGGAAUUUACUCGGGGUGUCUUUAUUUAUUUAACAAUUUUGAUGAUUCCGCUUUUGCAUGUACGAGAGGAUCGGUUGUAUUCUUAUAAAAUUUUCGUGUGCGAUUUAGUUGCUUAUAUCGAUAUUAUUUUGCGGCACAAUUUUUCUUAUUACAACGAAAAAGGGCUCGAGGUGAUGCACCCGAUGAAAACGGCGAAAUAUUAUUGGAGCCACGCUUUCGCCUUAGAUUUAUUCGCGAGUUUACCUUUCGCGAAAGUCAUCUCAUUAUUGUUCGGGUCAUCGAUACAAGAAUACAAAUUAUUUCAAUACAAUCGAUUCCUACAAAUUUACCGAUUCCGUUACACUCUCAACAAUUUCUUCGACACCAAAGUCCACCUCCAACAAUUAAUGAUCUACAAAUACCUCCCUUACGUCCUUGUUACAAUCACCACGUUAUCCUCGAUUUUCGUCAAACAAACCUGCAGCAUAACGUUAAAAAAAAUCGAUUGCACCCCAGAUAGUAGCUUACAAUCAAAAAUUAAAACCAACACCUCAAUAGCUGAUGUAAUCGGGUGGGGGAUUUACAUCACAACGAGCUCAUUAACCUACAGUAAUCACUAUUUGGUUCAAAUUGGUACAACUCACGAAUUGAUUUAUAUCUCUUUGUGUGCAUUUUUAGGGAUGAUUUUAAUUUAUUUAUUGCUAGCGAAAGGAAUUGAAAAUUGCAUGGCAAUAAACCGCGAUUUAAGCGUGUACCAAGAAGCGAUGCAGCGAUUAAAUUUAUUCUUAUCGUAUCGAAAAAUCGAUAAGCACCUCAAAAACGAAUUAAUAAACCAUUUUGAGUACCGCUGGAAAAGAACCAAAGGAAAAAGCAUCCACAAAUCAUUCAAAUUCUUCAAACGCUCCUUCAAAGUCGAAGCUCUCUACAACAUUUACGGAAUCCUUUUAACCGAAUCAACCAUUUUUCCGACCCCAAACGAAGGAUUUUUUCGAAGCUUACUCUUAGAAGUUGAACAUGAAAUGUAUUUAAAACGCGGGUACAUAUACAGGGUGAACGAUGUAAACGAUGACGUGUUUAUUUUAUUAAAAGGGAACGUGCACGUCGUUGGAGCUGAUGGAAAUCGAUUGACUCAAUUAAGUUCGGGAAGCAUUUUCGGGAAUUUAGAUAAUUGCCCGGUUGGAAGAAGAACUUUAAGUAUAAUAGCGUCAAGUCACGUCGAUGUUUUGCGAUUUAGCAGCGCCGUUUUAUUCAGACACCUCGCAAAUUUCGACCAUUUACAUCGCCACUUCAAAAAAUUAACUCAAUUCGACACCGAUUAUAUCCCCGAAAAAUCCUCACACGUCCGAGAAGCUUUGCAUUUAUUAACAAGCUCAACGCAAAUAAUCAAACCGUCUUUAUCAAGUUAUUUCGAAAAAUCCGCCUUUUUUAAAUGGAAAAUAUUUAAUCGAAACUUAUUCAUUGAAUUUUGGGAGAAAUUCGUAAUCUGCUACGUCUCUUAUUGUAGCUAUUUCAUAGAGCUUUAUCAUUUAACGACGUUAUGCGACUCAUAUUUGAUUUAUUGCCUUCUUUAUUCGAUCGAUUUAAUUUUUUUAAUCAAAAUUUAUUUGAUGUUUCACACCGCAUACGAAGACGAAUACGGAAUUAUCAUAAAGAAUCAUUCAACAAUCGCCAAAAGAUACAUUAAAAUGAAAAUAGGAUUUAUUUUAGACGUUUUUACAACUUUACCCCUCGACGUUUUUAUGUACGCAUUCCAAAACACAUCUUACUCAAGAUAUAUGUACCCGAUUCUUCGAUUAAAUCGAUUACCACGAAUUGUUAUUGCAAUGGCAAAAUUAAGAAGUUUAACUCAAAAAUUAAACGUAACCGUUUUAUUCGUUAGAAUGUGGUAUUUAGUAACAUGGACUUUAAUUGCAAUGGUCACAAUCGGAUCAACUUUAUUAUUUUUUAAUUACAAAUAUUACCCAAAUAUGUCACAAAGACUCUUUAAUUUCUUAACUUGCAUACAAUACGUAAUCAACAGUUGCAUUUCAACAUCAAAAUCGAUUCCAAUCGAUAAAUUCGAAAUAAAUUGGGCAUGGACGAUGUGGAUUUCGACCGUUUUAAUAUUCUCAAAAGCAAUCUUAUUAUUUUUUAUAACCGAAUGUUGCUCAAUAUUAAUCGUUGUUAAUCACACGAGAAAUUCUUACGAACAAUUCAUGAUUUUUAUCAAAUCAUACCUCCACAAAGAAAAUAUUUCGAUCCCUUUAACCGAAAGGGUUAUUGAUUACUCAAAUUUGUUAUGGGCGUAUCACAAAGGGGUGCAAUUCCCCGUUUUAUUAGACGAAGCCCCUUAUUAUCUAAAAGAAGCACUUUUAGACUCAAUGUUUGGAUUCCACUUAAACAAUCACCCAAUCAUGAAAAAUUUACACAAAGAUUUGACACGGCAAAUGACCGCGAGGAUGAAGACGUUAGUUUUUUUCCCCGGCGAUAAAGUCACUUACGUCGGGGACAUAGAUAGGUGCAUGUAUUUUAUCGACGAGGGCGAAGUGGUCGCUUUAAGUGAAGACACGAUGUACUCCGAGGUGAUUCAAGAAGUGUUACACGUCGGGGAAAUGUUCGGAAUGCAGCAAGGGAUUUUGUACAAUGUGGGACACAAUUUCACGUAUAAAGUUACUCUUUAUACGGUUUUGGUUGCGUUAAAACGAGACGAUUGGAUACAUUUAUUGGAUUUUUAUCCUGCUUCGAAACAUGUUAUUUCUCAAGCUUGUGGUGUCAAAUUAGAUCGUGUUAAUUUAUGA